AUGAAAUUCAAAUUCCAUUCUCCGACCGUAUCUAAUUUUAGUGACCACCACUCGUUCCAUUUUAGAGGAAUAUCUACCAAUCCGCACUGCCCGAGCCCGAGUCAAAGUGGCACCAGCAUCUCACCAACCUACGACCUCAGUCGCCGCUACUACCUGCCCCAUCCUCACUCUCACCAGCAGCAGCAGCAGCAUCAUCAUCUACAGCAUCAGGGCUACCUCCAUCAACAGCAGCAACUACAGCAGCAACAGCAUCUCGAGGUUGAGUCUGGAUUAGGUUGUAAUUUGAUUAACCAAGAUAGAUCCAUGUUGCUUCUUCAGCCACAAGCAAGCUACGACGCUGGCGGUAGCGCACUUCCCGGAAGUCAUUUCACUUCCGGAACGUAUAGCAACACAAUGACGUCACAGUCGGCAAUGGCCGACAUCAACAUCUUGGCGGCCUCGUUUUCGCUGCCGAUGCAUGAUUUCCAACCGGACGUGACGUCAUACAGUGGGGAUGACCUGUCGCCUGACCACUUCUCACCUGGGUAUGACAACAGCCAGUCCAGUGGGAUGAGCUUCGACCAGGUGCAUCAGCAGCAGCAGCAGGUCGCAGGAUCUGAUUACAUAGACACAUACAGCUUUGAAACUAGCUACAUCCACCAGCGGGAACCCACGAAACACAGUUCAUACGCCUCAACAUCCACCCCCACCACCACCAACAGUAUCAACCUCAACAACAACAACAGCACUACAACAGCCAAUAACAACAGUAUGAACAGCAGUAACACCACCAUCACCUCAAGUCACCGGGCCAUCUGCACCAGCGCUAGUAUGUUCGUCGACACGGCGACUAUUGACAAAUAUACGUCAGCCACUUCACACAGUAUGGUGGAAGAUGUUUACGCCCCCGUGUUCCCCAGCCACGAACCAGAUUUCUACACACAACAGCAGCGCUACUUAGACUCCACAGCUAAAGCCCACUUCGCCAUGGAUGCUUCUAAAGUCUACGCCAAGCAUCCGUUCUCAGAAAGCAGCACGCAGGACCUAGUAUUCCCCCAGACAUCGCUGUCAUACUCAGACCUCGAACAGAAACCCACCAAUCUUUACGGACACGCCGCCUACGAUGUCUCGAACACAGGGCCCUACUGCCCUGAAGGCCCUAGUAUCUACCAACAAUACCACCCUGCUUUCUAUGGGGGUCAGGGGACCCACUGCUCCACUGGUAUGCCUUUUUCUGCCCCAGGGGUGCCCCACGGAGCUGCCUAUAGGAGCGACCUGUCCCUUCCGAUGUCCGCUCACCACUCAACACACCUGCACCACCCUCACAGGCGAACCUCCCUGACGAUACCAACCCCAGCCUGUGCUGACAGCUUGGAGCUCCAGAAGUACCAGCUGCACUCGCCAGGCACCCCUCCAACACCCCACAACCGGUCGCCGCCCCUGCGAGAUGGAAGCCAGCCUGUCAAAGAGAGUUUACUUUGUGCUGUUUGUGGCGACAACGCCGCCUGCCAACACUACGGAGUCCGCACUUGUGAAGGCUGUAAAGGAUUUUUUAAGCGGACAGUUCAAAAGAACGCCAAGUACGUGUGUCUGGCGGACAAGAACUGCCCUGUGGACAAGCGGAGAAGAAACCGUUGCCAGUUCUGUCGGUUCCAGAAGUGUCUGGCUGUCGGCAUGGUCAAAGAAGUUGUCCGAACAGAUGGGCUCAAGGGUCGGCGCGGGCGGCUACCAUCAAAGCCGAAAUCUCCGCAGGAGUCACCUCCCUCGCCACCGGUCAGUCUGAUAACUGGCCUAGUUAGAGCGCACGUGGACACUUGCCCAGAUAUCCCCAACCUGGACUACAGCCAGUUUCAACUGUCCAAACCAGACGAGCCGGCGUGCCGUCACGAGGACAGUGUCAAAGUCUUCUACAACAUCCUGCUACAGAGCAUGGACGUGCUGCGGGCCUGGACAGAGAAGAUCCCGGGCUUCACUGACCUACACAAGGAUGACCAGGAACUGUUGUUUCAGUCCGCCUCAUUGGAACUCUUUGUCCUUAAGGCCGCUUACAGAGUACAGCCUAACGACGAGAAGAUCAUAUUCGAGAACGGACAGGUGUUCCACAGACUUCAGUGCAUGAAAACUUUCGGUCAGUGGAUUAACUCAAUCGUCGAAUUUGGGCUCAGUCUCCACAGAAUGGGACUGGAUAUCUCUUCGCUGGCUUGCAUGAGUGCACUGGCAAUGAUUACAUUGAGACACGGCCUCAGAGAACCAGAGAAGAUGGAGGAACUUCAGAUGAAGAUUAUCGACUGUUUGAGAGAUCACUGCACCUACAACAGCGAAGCCCAAAGAAAACCGCAUUUCUUCUCUCGGAUCCUCAGUAAAAUCGCCGAGCUGCGCACUCUCAGUCGCGAGGGUCUCAACUGUAUGACGGAAGUCGUUAAAUUUGAUGACGCAACUUCCGCUCCUGCAGUGAUCCAGAAUUAUAUCUCCAAUCAGUUGCCUUUCUAA
Molecule: messenger RNA, 2469 nt
Organism: Candidula unifasciata
Lineage: Eukaryota; Metazoa; Mollusca; Gastropoda; Stylommatophora; Geomitridae
Source: the annotation of a GenBank genome assembly